Messenger RNA from Ichthyophthirius multifiliis, 1434 nucleotides. Its product is annotated as protein kinase domain protein. Gene Ontology annotation, biological process: protein autophosphorylation; peptidyl-serine phosphorylation; intracellular signal transduction. The record is from RefSeq and is a predicted model, not a curated record. Gene Ontology annotation, cellular component: cytoplasm; nucleus. The transcript has 8 exons. Gene Ontology annotation, molecular function: ATP binding; calcium-dependent protein serine/threonine kinase activity; calmodulin binding. NCBI's taxonomy places the organism in Eukaryota, Ciliophora, Oligohymenophorea, Hymenostomatida.
AUGGGUUGUGAUAAUAAUAAUACACUUAAUAUAUCUAACGAAGGGUUUGUCAAAGAAAAACUUGGGAAAAUACACCAUGAUUAUACAAUUUUAAAUCCUCCAUUAGGGAAAGGAGCAUAUGGUGAAGUAAGAAAAGCAAUACAUAAAACAACAUAAAUAGCAAGAGCAAUAAAAAUAAUAAGUAAAUAAUCCACAUCUAGAAGUGAUUAAGAAAGAUUAAAAAUGGAAGUAGAUAUGUUAAAAGUUCUUGAUCAUCCUAAUAUUAUAAAAGUAUACGAGUUCUAUCAAGAUACUAGAUAUUUUUAUAUAGUAACCGAAUUAUGUACAGGAGGUGAAUUAUUUGACAAAAUAAUCGAUGAACAUUAAUUUAAUGAAAAGAAGGCAGCAGAGACGACGUAUCAAAUACUUAGUGCAGUAAAUUAUUGUCAUAAAAAUAAAAUUGUACACAGAGAUUUAAAACCAGAAAAUGUUUUGUAUGAAUCUAAUUAACCAAAUGCUUUAUUGAAAAUUGUAGAUUUCGGAACAUCUAUUACAUAUAAUCCUAAUGUAAAAAUGAGCCAAAAACUUGGAACCCCAUAUUAUAUAGCUCCUGAGGUUUUGGAAAAAAAAUAUGAUGAAAAAUGUGAUAUUUGGAGUUGUGGAGUUAUACUAUAUAUAAUACUAUGUGGAUAUCCUCCUUUUAAUGCAAACAAUGACGUUGCUAUAAUGGAAAAAGUUAAGACUGGAAUUUUUUCAUUUAGUGGAAAUGAAUGGAAUUACGUUUCUAAUGAAGCUAAACAAUUAAUUAAGUAAAUGUUAGAAAAAAAUACCAAAAAAAGAAUAUCAGCAGAACAAGCACUUAAAAAUAUUUGGUUCUAGAAAAGAACAUAAUGUUAAGUUGAUAAAUAAUCAUUUGAAAAAGCUCUUACAAAUAUGAGAAAUUUCAGAACUGGUAAAAAAUUAUAAGAAGCCACUUGGAUGUUUUUAGUAAACUAUUUAGCUUCUAAAGAAGAUAAAAAUGAACUUUUAAAAGCUUUUUAAUCAUUAGAUACAAAUGGAGAUGGUAAAUUAUAAAAGGAUGAAUUAAUUUAAGGUUAUUUGAAGAUUUUAAGCCCUGUUUAAGCCGCUUUGGAAGUUGAGAGAAUUUUAUAAACUGUUGAUAAAAAUAAUUCAGGAGAAAUCGAUUAUUCUGAAUGGGUUGCUGCCACUAUUAGCAAAGAAAAUUUAUUAUCUAAAUAAAGAUUAGAAAUGGCUUUUAAAAUGUUUGAUAAAGAUGGUAGUGGUACUAUUAGUAUUGAAGAAAUUAAAGAUGUUUUUGGAGGAAUGGGAAAGGUUAAUGAAAAUUUUUGGAAAGAUAUUAUAAAAGAAGUAGAUGGAAAUGGAGACGGAUAGAUUUCGUAUAGUGAAUUUAAAGAAAUGAUGCUUAAAUUAAUAGAUAUAGAUGCAUAAAAAUGA